Molecule: messenger RNA, 1912 nt
Organism: Carassius carassius (crucian carp)
Lineage: Eukaryota; Metazoa; Chordata; Actinopteri; Cypriniformes; Cyprinidae
Product: endoribonuclease ZC3H12A-like
Exons: 5
Coding region: 94-1836 (580 amino acids)
Biological process (GO): 3'-UTR-mediated mRNA destabilization; nuclear-transcribed mRNA catabolic process, RNase MRP-dependent
Cellular component (GO): cytoplasmic ribonucleoprotein granule; nucleus
Molecular function (GO): metal ion binding; mRNA binding; RNA endonuclease activity
Source: RefSeq, a predicted model, not a curated record
AAGCAAGAGCAACAUGUCAGAGCAGCAUAUGGGUGACACAGCAGCUCUUACACUGAAAAACGUUAGAACAUCACACAUCCAACAUACAACGGGAUGCAGUCGGGGUGUUACCAUCAACCCGCUGGCCUGGGCCAAGACGGACCUGACCUCCAUGACCUGCAGAUGAAGGUCAACUUCUUCCGUAAACUGGGUUACUCUCCACAAGAGGUGAAGGCCGCGCUGAGGAAGCUUGGCCUGGGGACAGACACCAACGCGGUGCUAGGGGAGCUGGUGCGUUCGGGGGCGAAAGCCGUGCCCUCUUCUACCUCAGACAGCGAUGAUGGUGGGCCCCAUCGGGAAGGAAGCUCAUCUAGGGGACAGGACUCAACGCUGGAGGACACCACUGAACCCGAAAGUGACCUGAAACCUAUUGUUAUUGAUGGCAGCAACGUGGCCAUGAGUCAUGGGAACAAGGAAGUGUUUUCUUGUCGUGGGAUUAAGUUGGCAGUUAAUUACUUCCUUGACCAAGGACACAGACAUAUCACUGUGUUUGUGCCUUCCUGGAGAAAAGAGCAGCCCAGGCCUGAUGUACCUAUUUCAGAUCAGCAUAUUUUGGAAGAGCUGGAAAGGAAAAAGAUUCUUGUAUUUACACCUUCACGAAGGGUCGGAGGAAAGCGUGUGGUCUGCUAUGACGAUCGCUUUAUUGUCAAAUUAGCUCACGAUCUGGAUGGGAUUAUAGUGUCGAACGACACAUAUCGUGAUCUGCAAAGUGAACGUCCAGAUUGGAAACGUUGCAUUGAGGAGAGAUUGCUUAUGUACACCUUUGUUAAUGACAAGUUCAUGCCACCUGAUGACCCUCUCGGCCGUCAUGGACCCAAUUUAGAUAAUUUUCUUCGGAAAAAGGUGAUAAUGCUUGACCACAAGCGACAGUUCUGUCCAUAUGGGAAAAAAUGCACAUAUGGGAUCAAGUGUAAAUUCUACCACCCAGAGCGAACAAACCAGUCACAGCGUUCUCUAGCUGAUGAGCUUCGAGAGAAUGCCAGACUAUCUGGUUCAAAAGAGGACAGCAGAGUAACUGGGCCACUAAGAGGCGUGUACCCAAGAAAUGACCCUGGUUUUGGGUCCUGCUCACCCUCCUUGGAGCAAGAACUGGAAGAAAAGCUAAACUUGGAUCCCAAGAGCUGUGAUGGCAGGGAUGUUAUGCUCCAGUACUGGGAUGACAUUUUGUCCACGAAAAAGCCCUUAUAUACAGCCACAAUGGGACAACACAGUGCUUCGGCAGAAAGAACCAGUCUGAUAACACCUUACCAAACAAACCCUUCCUCUAUUUUCAGUUCUGACUCAGGGCUUGGAUCCUACCAAAGCCUGUUUUCAGAUCCAUCACGGAGUAUUGAGUUGCAUAGGAUGAGAUCCAAUCAUUCACCGAUGUCUGGUAACCCUGGUGUACCUGCAGGUGGUCAGUGCUACUAUGACAACAUGAGUCCUUACUACAACCAUCAGCCCAACUUUGGUGCCUGCAGCUCCCUACCUCUGCCUAACCCUGUCCAUCGUUACAGUUUUACUACUUACAGUGAUGGGUCUUACCCUUACUUCUUACCACAGGCAACUAGUUUACCCGAACCUUUACCCUGUCCUAGCUCGCACAUGUCUCAUGGUGUCUAUGGAAGCCAUAAGCACUCAGGCAUGCAGAAGUCCAAUGCUUUCCAGGAAGAAAGAGAGGAGGUCAGGAAGAGGCUUCAUGCAAUUUUUAAUCCGCAUCAUGUAAACAAAGUUAUGGAAAUGUUCCCGCAGCUGAAAGAUGCGCAGCAGUUGGCGGCAGAGGUUCUCAAACUCAAGUCCAAGGGAGAGUUCUUCUGAUUCAUUGAAACUGUGGGACCAUAAAAAAAGACAGCAUGCCAACUUUUUGAAAAAAAAAAAGUCUCUUUGCUCUCAG